Molecule: messenger RNA, 1684 nt
Organism: Triticum aestivum (bread wheat)
Lineage: Eukaryota; Viridiplantae; Streptophyta; Magnoliopsida; Poales; Poaceae
Product: homeobox protein OTX1
Exons: 5
Coding region: 196-1482 (428 amino acids)
Source: RefSeq, a predicted model, not a curated record
CUCUGCUCCCAUCGCCAUUGCUGCUCUCUCUUCUUCCUCCUCCCACCCUGCCUCAUCGGCUCCUCUUCUUCUCACAAAUUUUCCUCGAAAUUUCGUGGCCGCCUCCUGUUCGUUCCUGUAGACGAACGGGAGAGUGAUUGCUCAGCGGCAGGAGGAAGGAGCCUGCCUCGACCGGUUGGCCGGAGGCCAAUUUUGAUGCGUGGCCUCCUCGAGGUCCACGCGAUUGGCAGGGACGCCGCGUCGACGAGCUCAUCGAAACUGAAGGCCGUUCCCGCAUUGGACAUGAUGAGGUACCAAAGGCUCAGCCCGGACUGCCUCCCGCUCGCCAACGGUGGCGGCAGCGGCGGCGUUGCACGCAAGCCGGCCUCGAGAUCCUUUAGAGACGACGAAGGACCGGCCGCCGCCACCGACGGUUCCCGACUGGCCUCGUACCUCGCCGCCUCCCAGGCGGACUCCAAGCCGCCGGUGCGGGCGCGCGCACCGCAGCCGCCGGCCGCGCGGAGCCCGGCGCGGGACCACGGCCAGCACCACCCAUCCGACUCCUCCGACACGGCUUCCCCAAGCUCCACCGGCGCGGGCUCCGGCCCGGUCGGCGGCGACGUGCUGCUACAGUGGGGACACAACAAGCGGUCCCGCUGCCGGCGCGACUCCUCCGCGGCGUCCUCGUCGGCGUCGCCGUCCUCGCAGCGUCGGCAGACCCUCGGCAACGGCAAGAUCCAGCGGCGCGCGUCGGCGCCGGCGCCGGCGGAGAAGUUGAUGCCCCCUCCUCCGGCCACGAUCACGCGGGGGUCCAACCUGAGGUCCUCGUCGUCCUUCCCACCCCGCGUCGCCGGAGGAGACGCCAACCACCAGCUUCCCCACCACGGCAGGUCCGUUGAGGAGCGAUCGGGCGGCGUGCACAAGCGGUCGUCGCCCGACAAGGCGCCGCACCACAAGCCCCCCGCCGCGGAGCAUCACAUGGAUUCCAAGAACGCCCACCACCACCACCACCACCACAGCAACAACCACGACUCGCAGCUGGUGGCCGCCGACAACGGCACGGGCGCCGGCGAGAAGCUGGGCGGGGAGCGGUUGGAGCUUCCCCGGAUCUACAUCUCGCUGUCCCGCAAGGAGAAGGAGGACGACUUCCUGGUGAUGAAGGGCACCAAGCUGCCCCAGAGGCCCAAGAAGCGGGCCAAGAACGUGGACAAGUCGCUCCAAUUCGUGUUUCCAGGGAUGUGGCUCUCGGAUUUGACCAAAGGCCGGUAUGAGGUGCGAGAGAAGAAAUGUGCCAAGAAGUGUCUCCCAUCAGGUUAUCGCUUCGAGCUCGGCACUAACAUAAACCUCUGUCUCGUGAUCUGGAAUGCAGAGGCGAAGAGGGCUGAAGGGGAUGGAGAGCAUGGACAGCGACUCGGAGUGAAGAGCGCAGAGGAGAGGAGACGGACAAGCAAAGAAGAUGGGGAUGUCAUGUGUGGUGGCCGGGAGCGAGGGGUGUUAUGUUAGGAGAAGAAACAAAACCGGUAGAGAGAGCUUAGCCGAAAGGAAUGGACGCGACAUUUGUAAAUGGAGACGGAGGCGGCAUAGCCGCAGGCAAGAGUUCGCGUGCGUGCUCGCCUUGCAGACAAAUGAUGAUGAUGAUGAUGCCUCCCCCAGGCUGUUUUUCCUUUUGCGGGGGCUUGGUUCGAAAAUCUCGUUUUGAGCUCGA